Messenger RNA from Armigeres subalbatus, 3030 nucleotides. RefSeq lists its product as uncharacterized. The record is from RefSeq and is a predicted model, not a curated record. Bases 68 to 2770 code for a protein of 900 amino acids. The transcript is spliced from 2 exons. NCBI's taxonomy places the organism in Eukaryota, Metazoa, Arthropoda, Insecta, Diptera, Culicidae. Gene Ontology annotation, molecular function: protein binding.
UCUGUUUCAUUUCAGUACAAUAUUCACAUUGGAGCAAAGCAAUCCUAAUUCGCGCUCGACCGAAACUAUGGAAGACCAGGAACAAGAUUCGGACUUUGGGUUUGGCCUAUUUGCUGAUUAUCCGGAAGAUGAGCUUCAUCCAUUGCAAAUCGAUGUGUUUGAAACCGAAGACGAGGAAAAGCGGAAACUGUCUCCAACGAAUAUUUAUCAGCCGGUGAAGGAAGGUACCCAGAUGCAUCGCGCCAUUCGGAAGGGGGAUCAAACAUUGAUUGAUAAAUAUCUGGCAGCCUAUCAAGAAGGUUUCGAUAAAAUAAGGAAUUAUUUGUUGGACAAGUAUCAGUGGAACGGUGAAGACAGAAUAUGGUUGCGAAAGUACAACCUGAUUGCGGUGGGUGAGGAGCAGUGUAAUGCAUGUAAGGAGUUGGAGAAGAGCUCCGCAAGGGACGGCAAUUUGGAAAAGGCCGUUUUCAUACUUCUGACUGUUCCUGUCGAUGGUGAAGAAGUGGCUGUAAUACAUCCCGACAGUAGUAAUCGUUUGGAAGUAAGUAAAAUAGUGCGAACACUACUUCCAAAUGGACUUCUGUCGUGGAACUAUACUGGAUCUCAAGAUGAAUUCUAUCAGAAGAAAGAAACGUUCAUAGAAUUAGCAGCAUCAAUCGGAAGGAACAGCAUCAUUACUCGAUUGUAUGAGCUAGGGGCAGAGCUUAGUAUACCAAAUCACUGUCCAUUGAUGGCGGCAUGCUCGGCACUUCGCAAGGACACUAUCCGCUGGUUGCUUACUGAGCAUUUCGACCAUUUUGACUGCACUCAGCGGAACUCGAAUCAAAUGAAUGCAUUCCUAGUCCUUAUGUCAAAGCAGGACGUAACUAUGCUGGAUUAUGUAUUGCAGAAAAUGAUAAGUUACCGACAAAAGUAUUACCACGAAGAUGAAGCGGAAGCGUUUAAGAAAAUAUUUCAUUAUGAAAACACGGAGCUCAGUAGUUUGUCUAGCUUGACCUACUUGAGGAAUGGACCUAUACGAGAAAAAAUCACCGAAUAUAUCUCGCACUACAAGUUGGAUUUGUCGUAUCAAUGGGAAAACGUUACAAUCCUCAUUUGCUUGAUGUGUAGAAACGUUGCCGAAGACUACUGCUGGUCAGAAAUUCGUAAAAAUCCAAAGCUAUUAGGCUUGGUAUCAUAUGGUGAUACUACGGUGCUUCACGAGUUCAUACGCUUAGGAAAGCUGGAUAAUUUGCCGGACAUCUACCACAAUCAUCCAGAGGUAAAGCUGUUCUUUGAAACCGAACGUGGGAUCGGUCUGUUAAGAGAGAUGUUGUUCUCUAAACGGCAUGAAUCCGCUUCUUUCAUCAUGGAGCACCACGCAGAGUAUCUGCUGAAUAAUUUGGACUCCCUAAAAGAAAACGUUCUGUGUAUCUAUAAUGACAAAGAAUUUUAUAGUGUGAACGGAGAUAUUCUUUUGAAAUAUUUUCCUAUGCUGGCCACAGAAAUCGAAGAAGCACGAAAUAAGGAUCCAGAUCUUUAUCCAGGUCAUGACCUAAUAUUGGCAUUCCACAAAUUUCAACUAGAGUUUGACGAAUCUUCAAUCAAAUCUAAAAUCGAAACACCUUCACUAAGCGCCAUUCGAGGUACGAAAGGACUUUCCCUACUUCAUUACGCUGUAGACAAGGACAACACAAGCUGGUUUACCCAACUGUUGGAAUCGGGCUGUGACAUCGAUGCAACGGAUGACGAAGGCAAUCUCCCAAUCCACUACGUUCAAAGCAUGGAAAUGUUUAACCUCGUAAUUGAGAGCCAUCCCAAAGGAGUAGCCCUGGUAAAUCGAACGAACUCCGACGGUUAUACAGUGCUGCAUAAGGUCUGCUCUUUAUAUAUGGAACGAAAACCUCUGUGCGAACUGCUGGAAAAAGUCAUCGAGUGCGGUGCGAAUGUGCACGCACUAACGAACCGCAAUGAAUCUGCCGUCUUCAUGGUAAGAAAUUGUGAUGCGUUGAGCAUACUUAGAAAGCACAACAUUGAUCUGGAAGUGGUUAACGAUGAUGGUGAUAAUGCCCUGGACUGUCAUUUGCGCAACAGGAAUGUGUGCAUGGGUAAUGCGCUUUUGCCUUUGAUGGACAAAUUUCAAUUCUUCAAAGAUCACGCCCAUAAAUAUCUGAGCUGCUUUUUGGUCUCAAAUCGGGAUUUCUUCAGUUGCGAUUAUCAGCCUUUCCUGGAGGAAAACCCAGAAACCACCAAGAUCAUCUAUGAUUCACUUUUCCAGCAUUCGAGAGAAGAAGCUUCUCGAUUAUUUAAUCGGGCAUGUGGAAGUGCGCACAUAUUUAUUUCCGAGAAAUUUUUCGAAUUCGAUUACGACUUGGACUAUAAUUAUAAAGAUGACUACGGAUAUACGCCAAUCAUCGGAUUGUGUAGCUACAUGGAAGAAUCGAAUAUCCACUUAAUACGCCAAUUGCUGAAGAAAGAAGUAGAUUUGGAUUGUCGUAAUCAUUGGGGACGGAAUGCCUUGCUGACGUUGACCAAUGGAAUGAGGUCGGCUAGAUGGUACGGUCAUGACGUUGGUUCGGUGCAGCUUUUGUUGGAUCAUGGUGCGAAGGUAAACGGCACAGAUAACGAUGGAAACACCGCGUUGCAUUAUGCCUGCAGUAAUAAUGACUGGGAGUUGGCCGAGAUGUUGGUUGAAAAUGGAGCUGAUCUCCUGAUAAAAAAUAACGAGGGUAAAAUUCCGUUGGAAAAUGCUUCAAAUGUGAGCCAAGAGCUUUUCAGUUUUAUGCGUUAAAUACAUUUUUUUAUUGUUUGGCUUAACAUUAACUUUAUUUUGUCAACUGUUGAAUAUCAUGAAUAUUUGUUAUUUCCACUUUUCAUUGUUAAAAUAAAAACCGUCACCUAAGCUUUAAUCGUUUGCAGUGGAAUGACUUUUUUUUGCUCAUGAAAUACCGGAACGUUGAAGUUAGCUGUGGGUAACAUGUUCGUGGACUACGGGCAUGUUAUAUCUGGAAAGUAUGUUUGGAAAUAACCUUCCCAAUAAACUCUUGUUCG